Messenger RNA from Acanthochromis polyacanthus (spiny chromis), 8014 nucleotides. RefSeq names its product nucleus accumbens-associated protein 2. Gene Ontology annotation, biological process: regulation of transcription by RNA polymerase II. Gene Ontology annotation, molecular function: protein binding; DNA-binding transcription factor activity, RNA polymerase II-specific; RNA polymerase II cis-regulatory region sequence-specific DNA binding. Bases 784 to 2574 code for a protein of 596 amino acids. NCBI's taxonomy places the organism in Eukaryota, Metazoa, Chordata, Actinopteri, Pomacentridae. The transcript is spliced from 7 exons. The record is from RefSeq and is a predicted model, not a curated record.
CGACGUAUAGAUACUGCAUUGAUCAGACACACGCGCGCAGACACAUGCACACACACACGCACACACACACCGAGCCUCCCACUCCUUUCAUCAUUGAUUCGCUCUGCUCUGCUCUGCUCUGCUCUCUUUCUCCCCCCCUCUCCCUCUCUUUCUCUCAUUCUCUUCCUCCCUCUCUCUGAAUCUCUCUCUCCCCCUCUCUCUCUCUCUCUCUCUCUCUCUCUCUACAGCGGCACUUGUUGAAUUCAACCCUUGGAGAAUAGAGAGAGGGGAGAGAGAAACAGAGAGAGAUAAUGACAAGGAGGCAGAGGGAGGCUUUGAGACAGUGCUAGAACAGACAGUGAGCAGAGAGAAUGGGGCUUUGGAGGAUAUAGAAGAUAGAAGAUAGGCUGGGAAAGACAGACAGAGAAAAAGUCAGUCAGACAGCAGAGGGAAUCAUCUUUUGAGACAGUGGGAAUGACACUUUAAGUGAAAGAAAGAGUCGACCAGACGGAGUACAUCAGAGUGCUCUCCUUCCAUCUCUAACUAUUUCUCUUCUGUCCUGGUCCUGACUGCUGCUCCUGCUGCUGCUGCUGCUGUGUUUGUGUGUGUCUGAACCAGAAGACUGGCUUACACAGGUCAGAACUGUCUGGGAUAACAGUGGGCUCUCUUUUUUGUGCAUUUGUGCAUGUGUAAGAGACUGUUAGCAGGGGGAAAGUCAUAUGCUGGUUUCUCCAGAUGCCUCACUCAGUGGCAGAGUCUGCAGUGAAUAUCUGAAGCUCCAUCUUCCUAUCCCUUGCGGCCAACAUGUCCCAGCUGCUCCAUGUGGAGAUCCCGAACUUUGGAGCCACAGUUCUGGGCUCCCUUAAUGAGCAGCGCCUGCUGGGACACUACUGUGAUGUAUCCAUUCUGGUCAAAGGUCAGGCUUUCAAAGCCCACCGGGCCGUUUUGGCUGCCAGCAGCCUCUACUUUCGUGACCUCUUCAGCAGCUCUACCAAGACCCAGUUUGAGUUGCCUUCCUCAGUCACACCUGCUUGCUUUGAGCAGAUCCUCACUUUCUGCUAUACAGGGAAGCUAACAAUGGCAGCUAGUGAACAGCUGGUGGUCAUGUACACAGCUGGCUACCUCCAAAUUCAGCAUAUAGUUGAAAGAGGCAUGGACCUAAUGUUUAAGGCAAAUUCACCUCACUGUGACUCACAAACAGCAGGGUCCUUAGAAGAAACAGGAUCUGAGCCACAGAGUCCCUGUAAUAAUGGGAACGGCCUUGCAGUUGCCGCCCUUUUGGGGACCCCGGGCUGGUCUCCAUCCCUGCUCAUGCCGCAACGCAAGAUUAAACUCGAAGGGGGUGAUCCAACACCCCUGACAGUACCCUCAACACAAAGCAAGAUUUCGUCUUCGGAGCUGGGGAGUCGGCUGGCGAGGGCCGGAUCGCUGUUCUACACAACGGCCGGAGGGACCCCCAUCCCUGGGAUGCCUCCUUUCCACCUUCAAGUGGCCAGUGGAGGUGGAGCAGGAGGAGGAGCAGGCGGUGAAAGGUCCAGUCCUGGAGCGUCUAGUCUGCCCACCACUGACAGUCCAACGUCCUACCAGAACGAAGAUGAGGAAUUUGAGGAAGAGCCCUAUGAUGGGAUCACUGAGGAGGCCUACAGUCAUCUCUAUGGACGUUCAGCUAACCCCUAUGGAAUUCAGGACAAGCCAGAGAUGGCAGCGGUGCCCUUGGCCUUGGAGAACCGCAACUGCGUGUUGAUCCGCAGGGACCUGGUGGCGCUGCCUGCAAGCCUUAUAAGCCAGAUAGGCUACCGCUGCCACCCUAAGCUCUACACUGAGGGGGACCCUGGGGAGAAGCUGGAAUUGGUAGCUGGUACACAGGUGUUCAUGACUCGAGGCCAACUGAUGAACUGUCAUCUGUGUGCCGGAAUCAAACACAAAGUGUUGCUCCGCCGUCUGCUAGCGACGUUCUUUGAUAGAAACACUUUAGCCAAUAGCUGUGGGACAGGCAUCCGUUCCUCUACUAGUGACCCCAGUAGGAAACCCCUGGACAGCAGGGUCCUCAACGCUGUCAAACUCUACUGUCAAAAUUUCAACCCUAACUUCAAGGAGAGUGAAAUGAAUGUGAUUGCUGCUGACAUGUGCACAAAUGCGAGGCGUGUCCGCAAGCGAUGGCUGCCCAAGAUCAAGUCCAUGCUGCCCGAUGGAAUGGAGGUGUACCGUGCAGGGAUGGGCAUGGGUGCUGCUGUAGGUCUGGGCCUCGCUCUGAGUGCCCCUCAGUCAGGGGUUCCCCUUCCGUUUGAGCCUGACUUCAAGACCUUAGAGCAAAGGUUAUAUCCAGAUCGCAAGGACCCUCUCAGGACUCACCCACCGCUGACAGAAGGUAGCCCCGGGUCUGGGGCAGCUGGAGCAGAGCCCGAAGGUGAAGGUGAAGGAGUAGUCCAAGAGGAGCAUGAGGAAGAUGAAGAUGAAGGUGGGUUGGAGGGUGUAGACGGAUCACUGGGGGCGCCGACUUUGAUCCCGGGUGCCGAGGCGGGCAACUGUGGCGACACGCCACCUGAGCCGGAAGUGGAAAGUUUUGGACAAGGUCUGAGGGUGAACGGACAGUGAAUGUCCCUUUGGGCUGCCUCUCAUAUUGUGAAAUCUGUUUAACACCAUGUUUUCUUUUGCUUGCUCUCUUACUCUAACAUCUCGCCCACCACUCUUUCUUCUCCUCCGUGCUUCCUCAACAAGAGUUUUUCAGCACAAACAGCUGCACUCAUAGAUCUUACUAUACAGGAAUUUGUCACACAUGCAUGCGCACACGUGUGCUUGUGUAUUCGCAUAUUUACUGAUAGUGGAAGUAGAACACUGAUAGCAGGCACAGGCAUGGCAUUAGCACAUUCAGAACAUCAACCCUUUCUGCUCCACCCACUUUCCCAGUAUAGACAGUAUACACUCAGUAUUUCGGCACCCAAAGCAAUAUUACAAAGGCCCUAUAGCAGAACAAAUGGCUGUAAUGAUUCAUCAUUUCAGUGCAAUGCAAAAGCAACAGCUGCUUUGUUGGCAAUUUAUGGACUGUGGUAUAAUGGUUUGUAAAAUGAUUCCAUUUUCUUGGAAAGCAGCAUCUGAAAAUAACCCGUGCAACCUUGGGAAACGAAAGAUCAUAGACACAGCUCCCUAAAAAGAGCACUGUUUGCAAUGUCUGACCACUUUACAGUAAGUUACUGUAUAGUAAUUAUGUAUAAAUAUAUACAAAGAUUCUAUUACAGUUAAAGGUCAUGUACUGUAUUAGCAUCAAAAAGCAAAAUAGUUUUCCUCCUUGUCAAAUCAGCACAUCAGGUGCAUGAUAAAAAAUUCCAAAAUGGUCUUUCUGUGAAUACUAAAUACUUCUCCACAGUCCGGAAAAACAAAUCUAUCACAUGGAGUGGUUUUUUCAUCCAUAUUCGCCUGUGACAUAUCGGAUUAGAUUGUCAAUGCGAUGCCCGUGUCUGCUCCAGACCGCCACUCCCAUCCACACAUACAGACACACACACACACACACGUGCACACAUUUUCCACUCUGUGAUACUAGCCUUUAAUAUCCGCACCGAUGUAUUUAAAAUACACUCUCCACAAAAAAGAGAAAAAGACAAAAAAAGAAAUGUUACAACGCUGUUUAAAAACCUUUUAAAUGACAUCAUUCUGUCUUGGAGAUAACAGAGAGAGACAUGAACAAGAACAUGCACUAAAAUCCAAGCUUGCAUGCAUUAAUACAAACAAUGGAUAGAAAGAAUUAUUGUAAACAACAAACAAAGCCACAAACCUGCAUCUAAAUAAGAUAACAGCUACUGUUGCCUCGAAAUAUGCCAUUAAUACGCAAAAGGACUUUCUCCAGCGAGAUCUGACCUCAGUGGGAUCUGACCUCAGUCUGACACAUGUUAGAACUGACCUGGGUGUGACCCGGGAUUGACUGUGUUUAACACAGAAUCAAUUGGAAUUUCUGUUUUUUUUUCGUUUGCUUGGUUUUUUUUUUGUUUGUUUUUAUCUACUAUGGAGUGUGCUGUCACCACAAGUAGUGGAGACUGAAAUAUGUGGAAUAGUAAGAAGAAGUUCACUACACUGAGUGGUAGGAGAAAAAAGAGAGAGAGAGAAGCACUGUUCCACCUCCAUGUGGUGGAGAUAUGCACCAAGAGUACACAGUCCUGCUUCCAUCCUUGUUUUUGUUUGUUUGUUUGUUUGUUUGUUUGUUUUUGUGGGUGGGAGGGUGGGCAGGUGGGUAAGUUAUUGAAUAAAACUUAUAAGAGCAAUUUAUGCUGGCUUAUUGCAUUUGCACUUGAGAAGGUUAAAGGGUGGGAAACUGAGGAGUUUGGCAAAAUGGGCCUGGACUAAAAAAAGACUGCAGAUUUCCACCUCAUCACCCUGAUUCUUUCUCUGAUCGGGGGAUUGUGGGUUUGGAAAGAAACAACAGGUCUUUCUGACGAUGACUGUUUCUUUAAUUUUGUAAGGGGGAGUGAGGCCAGGUUGGACAGGGAUUUACACCUGUAUUUGUUUGAAGCAUUUUCUGUUUUUUAAAUAUCUGUUUUCAUGCUUUUUGCCACGCAUAGGACACAGUCUGGACAGCCUGUCUUUAUUGUUUCGUGCAUUGAUUUGAAAAGAUUCACUGUUGCUUUUCUGCAUUUUUUUUUUUUUUUUUUUGUAUUUCCCGAUCAGCAAUGAAAGCACAUUUAAUCACAAGACCAGGCCAUUAUUUUAAGUGAAUGAGCUGAAAGUUAUUUUAAGCCACCAACAUUUUGGAAACUGAAAAAUCAAAUUGAUCGUAUUUUUUCUGCUUCGGAAAGUGGUCGCAUAAAUUUAGAACUGGGGGGAAGUACAGCACUUGUAUAUGCCCCUUAUACAUGUGAUCUGUUUGCUGAUGCUUCACUGCUGUGCCACUUCAAAAGGUUGGGCCAGAUUAUUCUCUGUCUGUGCUCGAGGUGUCUUGUUUCGGGGGAAGCUUUAAGAUGGCCCUGCACAAGAAACACAGGGUUGUAAUUGCACUAGGUAAUAAUAAUGACGUUUACAGUAUCUUUUAAAAUUUCUUUUGGAAGAAAUGAGAUCUGCGAUAGAUCAAACACGGCUGUGAUGGAAUGGCUGAGAUGAUGGAUGAAUGUAAACUGUAGCACUGCUUUGGCGAGGGUCCAAGCCUUGAUUGAAUUUGGUAAAAUAUUGAAUCUCUUUUUUAUUUAUAUAUCUAUAUAUAUGACUCAGUUUUUUCAAUUGUAAAAUGGGCCAUAACAUCAAAUUGAUCUGACUGUGAGGCUGAGUGAUGUUCUUUAGCUGAAGCUUUAGUAAUACAGUGAUUUUUAAAGUGAUGUGAAAAGGUCUUCCAAUGUAAUGAACCGCGGGUAGCAUUUCGCUAAUAUGAGCAAAACUGAGUGAGGUUCAAGUACAGGCUUUUAUUUCUUUUCUUCUUUUUUUUUACUCUUUUUUUAUCUUUAUUUCAACAUGUGUUUCUAAUGUUGACUCACAAGGUUUGGCAAAUUUUAUCUUUAUAUCAUUUUUAAUUUAUUUAUCUUAACUUGCCCUUGUAUGAAAAUAAAGAAUUUCAGUUCUCUAUUGGACCCAAUAUCUUAAUUACUAAUCACUUCUGGUUUUGUCAAACCAAGCUGAGCCUUUUCAAAAUGGAUAUGUGUAUAUUUUGGAAUUUCACCGAAUGCACAGUUAUUACUUUAGAUUGCAAAAUAGCAAUCAAAUAUAUCUACCUGCCAUCCAAAAAUGUAAACCCCAAGUAUGCAUGUAAGCAGAUUCCUCUCUUUGUAUUUGCAUGUACUGGAAAUCUUUGCCUUACAAGGAGCUUUUUGAAUGAGCAGAACAUUGCAUAGCCAGUAAUUCUAUGAGAAUAUAUUUAAACAUCACAUCUAUCAGCUCUCAUUAAAACAAAGCAGUAAACAAUAUAGAGUGGGAAACAUUGAUGGAGUCUACUGUAAGAGGGUGUGGAGCAGUGCCUUAGACUGUGAAUGUGUGAGUGUGGGUGUGUAACAGAACUUCAUGUUUGGAGACAAAUGACACCAAGGACCUUCUCUAUAAUCAGAGAAUACAGACACUGACAAAUUUGUUACCUUAUUAACACUGUGACUCAAAAUUGUAAAAUUAGCCUCCAAAAACCUUAAAUAGUUCAAUUACCUAUUUUCUUAUUUUGUGUUUUAGAACAUAGAUUUUAAAAAAAAAAAACAAGUGUACUAGAUCACCAGCCAAAUUAAGCUAAAGUCAUUACAACAGAUUCAACAGUUACUCAACAACAACAACAUGGAUCCUUGGUUCUCCCUUGAUCUAUAUGAUUGACUUUAAAAAAAUAAAAGAAAAUCUGAUAUAUGAUAAUUCUUCCAGUCAGACCUGUUCAUCCACUUGAUCACAUUAAGGUUGAAGUUAUUUAAGGUGUCUGUCUUAUAAAACAUCAGCUUUUACCAGCUUGUUCACUUUUUCUGCCAAACGUCAAACUAUGUCUGACUCCCGGACGACAACCAGUCGUUUUAGAUCGCUUACGGUAUUUUCUUUUUUUUUUUCUUGUGCAGGGUAAAUUGAACGAUGUUGCACUAUAAACUGAGAAAUUCUCAGAGAAUGUCAUGGCUAACCCUUUGGAGGAUGCGCUCUAUUUGAGGUGGCUGAAAGAGAAAAUCCUGGAAAAUGUAUGGAAUAAUAUGUGUUUUACACAUUUUUUUAAAUUCAAACUCAUUUACUUACUUACCGGGAUGAGAAUGACAAAAUAAGAAUAGAAUGGGGUUGUUACUUGAAAAAGAAGUUAUUUUCACAAACAUUUGGUUGCAAAUAAAUUUUUCCAUAUUUUAUAACAAUAAAAACUUUACACAGUGCUCUGUUCACCCCCCAUUACUGUAAACCUAAUGGGCACAAUGUUUUUUUUGUUCUGUUGAAUGGGUUUAUUUUCCUGAAAACAAUACAUUUAUAUGCAAAUAGACACUUGUAUCAUAAAAAUGCAUGCCAUUCAGACACUCACCCGUAACCCGAUGAAACCUCUGAUCUUUAUGCACCAUGUAUUUUAUGCUGAACAACUGUUGUCACUGUUAGCAAACAAAGACCGAGGAGUCUUGCAGUGAGCGGGGCUGUAUUUUUAAUAUACACCCUGGCCUUUCGUUGAAUGUUUGCAUAAUCUCCUGUAAUGACGACAGCGAAGUAGUGAUAAAGAGCGGAAUACAUCGACUUAACUACCCAGUUGAGUGUGCAUUUGAACCUUCAGCAGACUCAGAAAAAAAAAUGCACUAAAAGUUUGUACGUGUAUGUAUGUGUCCUUGAACAUAAUGCCAGCACUUUAGAACUACUUUGAAAAAUGAGAAAGAAAAACAUCAAGAGUGACCAAGGGUUUAGCAAAUGAGGGGUAAAUGCAACUUUUAAAGCCAUGUGUUCAGAGCGCUGACAAUCAGAUAAUGGAUGAGACCCAAAGUGCACUAUGGGAGAUAUGACAUGACUUGCUGUGCUCUUGCUAUUUGCUUUGUCUUUCUCCUGCUUGCUUUGGUCUGUACAAGCUUGCUCUCCAGAGCGGAGGGACACGGUGAUGUUAACUCCAGGCUUCUUGGUUAUAAGUGUGUGUCUUUGUAACAACGACUGACUCAUACCUUGGUGCUUCGUGAACAGAGCAACCAUGUUGACAUGGACCAUAUCUGUCAUGCUCUGGCAAGCAUGGGCCAAACUCGGUCCUCAGUCCGGGCUCAUUGGUAACCUCUUGAUGGACAACAAUGCAAAUGGUAAAAAAAGAGGAUCUUAUCAUGCAACUCUACACUUUGAUCAUGGUAAUGUUCUUCACUAUCAACAGGGCUUGGACCAGGCAAACUGGGAUGGGACAAUUUCAGUGUUGAUACCGCUUUAUGUUUCAAUUGAAAAAUGUUAAAAUGUUUAUGCGCCUUCUGACUCAAGCAUCAAUAAUAUAUACAACAGAAAUGCAAGUUGCCACUUUUGAUGUUGCAUACAAAUCUACCUUUCAUUCCCAUCAUGGUAUUUGCCAUCACCAGUUUAAAGUUGUAUAGUCCAAGAGUACCUGAUUUCUUUAAAUGCAAUACAGAAAAAUCUGCUUUCUAAUAAAAGUCCUUAUGUCACCAUA